This is a messenger RNA of Dioscorea cayenensis subsp. rotundata (Guinea yam), 2152 nucleotides long. RefSeq names its product eukaryotic translation initiation factor 3 subunit D. Gene Ontology annotation, molecular function: translation initiation factor activity. NCBI's taxonomy places the organism in Eukaryota, Viridiplantae, Streptophyta, Magnoliopsida, Dioscoreales, Dioscoreaceae. Gene Ontology annotation, cellular component: eukaryotic translation initiation factor 3 complex; cytoplasm. The coding region runs from base 108 to 1892 and encodes 594 amino acids. The transcript has a single exon. Gene Ontology annotation, biological process: translational initiation. The record is from RefSeq and is a predicted model, not a curated record.
AAUCCAUCUUCUCUUCCGAUCUAAAUCCUUCGUCUGGAGAAACCCUAGCGGCGAAACCCUAGAAGUUGAUCUCCGUCCGUGGUAUCCGAAGCUCUAGAUCGCCAUUAAUGGGUUUCGAGGUGGGCGUAGUGCCCUUCAAUCCUGAUGGAUGGGGGCCUCCAGAUACCCCUGCCGUCCCCCUCCUCUCCCGCCGCGACACUGCCGGCUCCGCCACCGUGCAGCCGGCCAACAUCCCCUUCGCCCCUUUCUCACGUUCCGAGAAGCUUGGACGCAUUGCUGAUUGGACUCGCAACCCUAAUUUCUCCAACCCUCGACCUGGCGCCAACCGCGACUCCGUCUUCGACUUCGCUUUGGAUGAUUUGGCCGCGGGCGUGACGGCGGAUGACGAUUCUUCGUUCCGAUUGGUCGAUGGGAAGCCCCCGCCGCGUCCCAAGUUUGGCCCCAAGUGGCGGUUCCAGCAGCGUCCUCAACUCCCCCAGCGACGCGAUGAGGAAGUCGAAGCACGCCGCCGCGAGGCCGAGAAGGAGCGUGCACGCCGGGAUCGGCUUUACCACCACAACCACCGCUCCUCCGGCCCUGCAUCUAAUGCUCACCAUGGUCCUCAGCGCCGCGAGGCCUCUUCUCUCAAAUCUUCCGUCGAUAUCCAGCCUGAAUGGACGAUGCUCGAUCAGAUCCCCUUCUCUACCUUCACUAAACUCUCCUUCUCCGUCCCCGACCCCCCGGAAGACCUUCUGAUUUGCGGUGCCCUAGAGCUCUACGACCGCUCCUACGAUCGCGUCAACCCUAAGAACGAGCGCCGCCUGGAGCGCUUCAAGACCCGGAACUUCUUCAAGGUCACCACUACCGACGACCCCGUCAUCCGGCGCCUCGCCAAUGAAGAUAAAGCCACCGUCUUUGCCACCGAUGCCAUCCUCUCUGCCCUUAUGUGCGCCCCGCGCUCUGUCUACUCAUGGGACAUCGUCAUCCAGCGCGUCGGCAACAAGCUUUUCUUUGACAAGCGCGAUGGUUCCCAGCUUGAUCUUUUGUCAGUGAAUGAGACCUCUCAGGAGCCGCUUCCUGAGGCAAAGGAAGACAUCAACUCUGCACACUCACUUGCCGUGGAGGCUACUUACAUCAACCAGAACUUCUCACAGCAGGUGCUCGUCCGUGAUGGCAACAAGGUCGCCUUUGAGGAGCCCAACCCCUUCGCUGCUGAUGGGGAGGAGCUUGCCUCUGUUGCAUACCGCUACCGAAGAUGGAAACUUGAUGAUGACCUUCAUUUGGUUGCUCGCUGUGAGGUCCAUAGUGUAACUGAAGUUAGAGGGCAGAGAUCCUUCUUAACCCUAAAUGCACUUAAUGAGUUUGAUCCUAAGUACUCUGGGGUUGACUGGAGGCAAAAGCUUGAGACACAGAGGGGUGCUGUGCUUGCUACAGAGCUCAAGAACAAUGCCAACAAACUUGCCAAGUGGACUGCACAGGCUCUUCUUGCAAGUGCUGAUUUGAUGAAGAUUGGAUAUGUCUCAAGAGUUCAUCCGAGAGACCAUUACAAUCAUGUGAUUCUCAGUGUGAUUGGUUACAAGCCGAGGGAUUUUGCUGCCCAGAUCAAUUUAAAUACUUCAAAUAUGUGGGGCAUUGUUAAAUCAAUCGUAGACCUGUGCAUGAAGCUUAAUGAGGGGAAGUAUGUUUUGGUGAAGGACCCGGUGAAACCACAGGUGAGGAUCUAUGAGGUGCCAGCGGAUGCAUUCGAGAAUGAUUAUGUGGAGGAGCCAUUGCCCGAGGAGGAGCAAGUUCGACCACCCACUGAGGAGGAGAAUCCGGAAGCAGCCAUGGAUGCAGUUGCUGAGACCGAGGCUGCCAAGGAUGCGGUAGAUGAAGCUGAGGUCGAGACAGAUGCUACUCCUGCUGCUGUUUGACGGUUAUCCCUAAUCUAUCUCUGAAUUUUGGUCUAAGAAUGUGAGAUUUUGUUGUUGUUGGGAAUCUUUGGAAGCAUUAGUAAUAUUACUAUUUUUGUUUUCUGUUCACAAGAAGGUUGCUUUACUAAUGGUGGUAUUCUUAGCAUCCUCUAUAAUAGUUGUUAUUUAAUGAGCUUUGACUUUCAUGGGUAAGACAUUUCACUUUUGCUUUGAAAGUCACUCUUUUGGGUCGUGAUAUUAUUUGGAUGAUUUUAUUUAAA